AUGUUUGUGUUUGAAGCUGUUGGGACUGAAGCGUUGUUGGGUUUGCUGGACGUGGAUACGAAGGCUCAAGCGCCAGUCGAUGAGUAUGUGGUGGUGGCUGGACGCGUGCAGAGUUCUCGACAGCUCACGUGUCUAGGUGGACGCGUCAAGCAUGACGGCAAGCGUCGACUGCUGGUCGUUCCGUUAGCUCCAGCUCGUGAUUCGGAGGCAGCCCAUGGCUCGUGUGUGCAAGUGCUGGAUGUGGGAGGCGUAGCCGCGACCUUUUUGCAAGGGGUGCGAGCUUGCUUCCCUACACUUGUGCGGAAGAACCUCAUGGCGGAUGUCGACAGCGACUCGGAAGAAGAAGAGGCUCUAAAGAAGAAGCACGAGGAAGAGGGGACUGCUGAUUCAGAAGCUGCAAAGGAUCAGCAAUCGAACGAAGAGGUCGUCCUGAAGGACAUGGAUCGGAUCCGAGUCCAGACGGUCAUGACAUUCGACGAGCUCGUGAGCGCGUUCCCAAUUGCUGACCCUGUCGACGUACGCACGUCGCUGCUGAACGAUCCGUCCGUGCCGAAGCACUAUCAGUUGCUAUGUAUCGACUGUCCAGCUGUCAGCGCUGCAGACAAUGCGACGCACGAGGGUGCGUCGCACACGUUCUCGUCACCCGCAACUCCUUCCUCCGAACCGUUCGACUUUGGCGUGCUGUUCCUCUCGGAGAUGGCACCACCACGAAGCGAGAGUUCCGAGCAGUUGUUUCUGCAGAUUCCAGUGCCUCGUUCCCCACUACGCUCGACUUCCGCAGUGCACGAGAGUUUUCAAGACGCCACUGUGCUGACGUUCGGUACCAAGCGCGAGGAGAGUGUCCAUGGCGGUGGCAAGACCUGCGAAGAAAUGCUCUGGAACAUUCGGAUGCGUCAUGCGUCCGGCACGUUCUGCACGCUCGUUGUCCCGACCACGACGUGGGAGCAAGUGGUCCAUGCCAACAAGUCGGUUCUACCUCAAGUGUGCGAGCUCCAGGGCGAGUUACGUCUCCGUCGCUUGGUAGGUACCGCUCCCCGUGGCGAACCCGUGAAGCUAUUGCUUGAUUGCUAG
Peronospora matthiolae is the source of this 1071-nucleotide messenger RNA. Lineage: Eukaryota; Oomycota; Peronosporomycetes; Peronosporales; Peronosporaceae. The record is from the annotation of a GenBank genome assembly.